Molecule: messenger RNA, 2678 nt
Organism: Paramuricea clavata
Lineage: Eukaryota; Metazoa; Cnidaria; Anthozoa; Malacalcyonacea; Plexauridae
Source: the annotation of a GenBank genome assembly
AUAACUUCACUUGUAUUCUAUAUAAACCAAUUUUAGUUUGGAAUAACUUGGAGUUUGGAAAAAACAAUUUUGGAGUGUUUGAAUUGAGUGGUAUUUCAAGUAUUUGUCACUGAUCUCAAUAUACUUACAAAUUUUUUUCAGGUGCUUGUAACAUUACUCCCCCCUGUUAUUCUCGAAGCACAUCAUCCCCCUCCCCCCGUUCCGUAGAUCAAAACAAAGAUGGCGACUGCAACGUCGACAUCAAUCAGUUCUACGCGAGAAUUUUGGAAGAAUUUUGAUCUGAUAUCGCUGCAGGUUUGAAUAUUGGCUUGCAUUUUAAACACUCUGUGUGUGUGGUAAAAUAAUUUAAUCAUUUUAAGUCUGGUAGUGUUUGGAAUGGUGUAGCAAAUACUAGCAAAUAUCAGUGGUUUAAUAAUAUUUGAUGGAUAAUCAAUUUGAUGUUUUUGUUAAUAAUAAAAUUAUUAAAAUAGAAUAGACCUCUUGUGUUAUUUACUUUUUAUGGCAGGCAAACGUUUUUAUAGCUUUAUGAAUGAAAAUUAUGGAAAACAUAGUCAUUUGACUCGUUUGUAAAUCUCAAUUUGCCAGACUGCAGAGUAUGGCAGUUUUCGACGAGAUCUCGGGUGUGCAAGACAAAAAUUCAGGUGUGCAAGUGUGCAAUCCUCAGUUAACGUAGUCAAGUGUGCACUUGUAAAUAGCUACAUGUUUUAAUGAUAUUAAACAAUGAUUGUUUAUUUGUACAAAUAACUAAAAUUUCUGCCUCUCAGGAAAAUAAAACGUGGUCCAAAUUCUGAAGAACAAACAAGAAUAUAUAUUUCGAUCGGAGUUAAAAGUCAUUAUGAACACGUACAAAAUAACGUGUUUUUGACACACUUUGUGUCCUGUAAAAGGAAAAUGUGCAUGUCCUUGUAAUUGAGUUGCAAAUGGAAAAGUGUACACUCGAAAAUGCCAUUUCCGACAAUGUAGGGACUCCAAAUUUCAAAAAUUUUCCGCUCGGCGCCAACCAUGGUGGCGCCUCGAGGAAAUCGGACCAAUUAAAAGUUCUCUUGUGCCCAUGCUUACAUGCUAUACGGUUUUGUUUAAUCAUAACAACCUGAUGAUCGCAAAACUCUGCUGUAGAAAUUCAAAACUUUAAUGGACAUUUUUCAUUUGUGCCCAUCAAUCAGCGUUCCCGAUUUUCAGGUGGUUGUUAUAUUACACUUGUCUUAGAAGUCCUUAUUUUAAUGCCUGACAAAACUGGAAAAUAUUUGAAAUAUGUUUAAGUGUGCAAUACCAUUGGCCAAAAAAAAUCUCGGGUGUGCACUUGCCGUACUCUGCAGUCUGGUCAAUUUGACAGACUGUAAAGUUUAAUAAUUGCAACUAAAUGGGUUAAUGUUUGAUUUAUUCUCAUAUUUAGAAAUCAUUGGAUGGUGAGGCGACAGAGUUAGCAAACAGACAAGAUGAAUCUGACACGUCUCGUAAAAGAUUGGUUGAACUAAGUAAAGAAUUCAAGAAAUCUACACCGGAUGUAGGUUCACUUUUUAUAGAAUUUAGAAUCACCAUUUUUUGACAUUAGAGAUCUUUCAUUACCACCAUUUUUAUCAAUUAUCAAUAUAAUCAUUGUCAUUAAUAUGGCUAUUAUAAUCAAUUUCACCAUUGUAAUCAAUUUCAUCAUCAAUAUAGUCAAUGUCAUCAAUAUAAUCAGUGUCAUCAAUACAAUCAGUAUCAUCAAUACAAUCAGUAUCAUCAAUACAAUCAGUGUCAUCAAUACAAUCGGUGUCAUCAAUACAAUCAUUGACAUUAAUAUAAUCAAUGUCAUCAAUAUAAUCAAUGUCAUCAAUACAAUCAGUAUCAUCAAUACAAUCAGUGCCAUCAAUACAAUCAGUGGCAUUAAUAUAAUCAAUGUCAUCAAUAUAAUCAAUGUCAUGAAUAUAAUCAAUGUCAUCAAUAUAAUCAAUGUUUAAAUGUCAUCAAUAUAAUUAAUGAGAUUAAAUAUAAUCAAUAUACUUAGUAUAAUCAAUACAAUAAAUGUCAUCAAUAUAAACAGUGUCAUUAUAUAAUAAAUAUAAUCAAUAUAAUCAAUGUCAAUAAUCAAUGUCAUCAAUAUAACCAAUGUUUAAAUGUCAUCAAUAUAAUCAAUAUACUUAGUAUAAUCGAUACAAUCAAUAUAAUCAAUGCCAUCAGCAUAAUUCAUUAAUUAUAAUUUUUUAUAAUUAAUUAUAAUUAAUUAUCUUAAUGUAAUCACUGUCAUCAAUGUACUCAAUAUCAUCCAUACAAUCAAUAUUAUUAUCAUCACCAGUAUUACAAUGAUCAUCUUGAAUGUAAUCAUUAUAAUCAAUUGCAUAAGUAUAAUGAAUGUCAUCAAUAUAAUUGACAUCAUUGCCACCAUUAUCUGUGUUAACAUGGUUAUCAAUAUAAUCAAUAGCAUCACUAUCACUCUAUCAGAAUGUUCAAUUUUGACAUGUCUGACCUUUUGAUAGAAUGUUCGCAAACAAGUGGCUCCCUUACUGAAGAAUUUCCAAGGAGAGGUAUUGUGUCCACUUAAUAAAAGGGUUGUCUGCUUAAGAGAGGUGUCUGUUUAUAGAAAUUUGACUGUAGUUAACAUAAUUUAUCAAUCUACUAGAUUGAUUCACUUACAAAACGAAGCAAGGCGGCGGAAACCGUAUUCCUCUCACUCUAUAAAAGAAUUGUUGAAAUUCCUG